This is a messenger RNA of Fomitopsis serialis, 1165 nucleotides long. RefSeq names its product MSF1-domain-containing protein. The transcript is spliced from 5 exons. Bases 137 to 808 code for a protein of 223 amino acids. Gene Ontology annotation, biological process: phospholipid transport. Gene Ontology annotation, cellular component: mitochondrial intermembrane space. NCBI's taxonomy places the organism in Eukaryota, Fungi, Basidiomycota, Agaricomycetes, Polyporales, Fomitopsidaceae. Gene Ontology annotation, molecular function: phosphatidic acid transfer activity. The record is from RefSeq and is a predicted model, not a curated record.
CUGAGUGCGAGGGUCAUCUGCCGAACGGGUGUCGCGGCUCUUAAAGACUCUUGUUCCUCAACUCCAUCUCUGCACCCACGUCUUCCAAGCUGUCCCAUAAAGCCCCUCUCAAGCUCUGCCGGGAUCGUUAGUUGCAAUGAGGUUCUACUCGCAGUCCUUCUUGUACGACGAUCCCUGGUCUAUCGUCUCCUAUGCGUUCCUCAUGAGAUACCCUAAUCCCCUCGCUUCCCACAUCCUCUCGUGCGACGUCAUCUCGCGGACGGUCAACCCGUCGGGCACUCUGUCGACCACACGUCUCAUUUUGAAGAGCGGAGCCCUCCCAAGAUGGGCGCCGAAAGGCAUCGUGUUGCGCGCAGAGUCGUGGGUUAUUGAGGAGAGCGAAGUAGAUCCGGCUGGUCGAGUUAUGCGCUGCACAACUAGGAACUUGGAUCAUGUCAAGGUUCUGCAUGUGGAAGAGCGCAUCGUCUUCCAGGCAGGUGAUGACGGCAAAACCCGUCAAACCACGGAGGCUCGAUUUGUCUCGAACUUCGGAUGGGGUUUGACGAAAAAGAUUGAGACCCACGGGCUAGCGAAGUUCAAGUCCAACAUUCAGAGGUCUCGUCAAGGCUUCUCGAUGAUAUUGGACCUCAUUCGUCAGUCGCGGAUGCAGACCAUGGCUAUGGGUCCAUCUGACUCCUAUACCCCAUUCCGCUAUGUCUCCCCUACCUCUGACGUUCGGGACUCUGCUGAGAAAGCAGAAGAGCGUCCGCGUGAGUCGAGGGGUGGCGGUUCGUGGCUGAGCCUGAAGUCCUGGCGGCGAUCCUCGUAAAACCACACAUGGCAACGGUAGUAGUAAGUAGUAGUUAAUAUUGUCGAUCGUAGUACUUUAUUGUUCCCCUUACGAACAUUCUCUCGUUUGUUCAUUUGUACCACUAGGGUCCAUAGUGCGCGUAGUAGGUCUUGCAUCCCGUGUAUUUGUAGUGGUCGCACCUCGUCAAUCGCAUGCAUAUGUCAUCGCUCACAGGAAUUGUCUUCGGCCUUGAUACAUGUACGGAUUGCGACUUGUCCCAGUCUCGCUGAUUGGCAAAGGAUCGGCUCUAUCUAAACUCGCCGUCUCUGGCUCGCCAGUGCCCUGAGCAAUCAAUGGCGACUAUCUGUCCUUGAACUUGAACACCAUGUACUUCCC